AUGCAUGAGCUCGCGGGUUUGCCGGGCGCGUCGGCGGCGCUGCAGCGGUGGCAGAAGCGGCUGGUGGAGGCGGGCGAUACGCUGCAGAGCCUGGUUGAGAGCUGCAAGAGCCUCUGGCCAUCCGACGCCAAGCUGCACCUGGCCAUCGGCCGGGUCUCGGAGGCCUGGCCGGAGCUCCCGGCGGCCAUGGCGCUGCGUGGGCUGUCGGGGGAAGAGCCCCGAGGUCCGCUGGCGCAGGUGCCGCGGCUGCUGCUGCUCUGUAGCCCGGCGCUGGCGCUGCUGGGAACUUCCGGGGCCUUCCAGGCGCUUUGGACGCAGGGCGGCUGUGGCCAAGAGUUCAAGGAGGCCGAGCUGCAGCUCUCGGCCAUCGCCUGGGCGGGGAUUUACACCUCCCUGGAGAAGCCGGAGGCCUCGGACCUGCGGGUGGUGAUGCUGGAGCCGGUGCUGGAGCGGCUGCAGCAGCCCGAAGAGCUGCGGCUCAUGGCCGUCACAGGGCGCAGCCUGCGGCUGGAGGAUGGGGAGGUGCUCUCCUGGACGGUGAGCGACCCCGGAGACUGGGAGACCAAGGCGGAGGCCCUGGCGAGGAGGCUGUGGCACGGGGUCUCGGUGAAGCGAGCGUUUGGUGGGCUGAAGAAGACCUUGGCGCAACUCAAGGACAAGUUUCUGGACGCCGCCGGGCAGAAGGACGCGGACGGUCUGUUGGCGGUGCUCGGCGAGCUGGAGCCGCACUUCGCGGAGUGGGAGGUCACGGAGCUGAAGAGCUCCGAGAAGAUGAUGCAGCUGGCCUCUCAGAUCGACCCCCGCCUGCUGAUGCACUCGGAGGAGAUGAUGACCAGCAUGCUGAAUGCCUUCGAGCUGCUGCAAUGGCUUCGCAAGAUGCCAGACGAUGCGGACUACUUGGUGCGGGUGGAGAUCGCGCUGGGCCGCUCCGAGAUGGAGGUGCCGGAUGAGCUGUGGCUCUCGGCGGAAGGCCGUGUGGAUGAGAGCAAGCUCUCGGCCCUCACGGCAGUGCGGACGACGCUGCACGACCUGAUCUUCCGGUCCAGCCUCCGGCUGCCGUCGCUGGACGCCCUGCUGCAGUGCCUCGCCUCCCUGGAGAACUCCUCGGAAAUCCCCGGCCUGAUCCACGCCUUGAACUUUGCCCACUCGAUGCACGGGCCCCUCUCUGAGCUGCUGGUGGGCAAGGAUGCGGCGCUGGCGCGGAUGCUGCAGAUGCUGAAGCCCUCGAGCCACGCGCGGUGGGUCAUGAGUCACAGGUCUGCUUCCUCUGCCAAAGACGAGGAGCAGGAGGCCGCCAUCCCUGCGGAGGCGCGACUGCUGCAUCUGGCGCUCAACAGUCCAGGCUCCGAGAGCUCAGCGCAGCGCCUGGUGGAGAUUUUGGACUUCCAGGCCUCGGUGACGCUGGCGGCCAGCACCUCGGACUCCGCCUACGGCCAGGUGGCCGCCUUCAACGAGCAGAUCGGCCUGGUGCGCCUCGCCGCCGCCGUCCUGGACGACCUCCGCGAAGCGGGGCAUCCCGACUUCCAGGAGAUCCACGUGGAGUGGCCGCUCUCCAUGGCCCUGGCGGAGAUGAAGCAGCGCCUUCACGCGCUCCGGGAGCGCCAGGGCAACUGGCGCAAGAAGCUCACGGAGCUGCAGCAGCGCUGCCCUGUGCUGGGCUUCUUCGCGGCGCGGCAGCUGGGCGCUUUGCUGCGGACCUUGAAAGAGAAGAACUUGGCGGGGGCCAAGCAGGUCCUCGCGGCAGUGGCCCAGGGCUGGCGCUGGCCGCAGGACGACUGGGCGCCGCGCCUGGCGCGCGAGUGCCCGCUGCGCCAGGAUGAGGAUGAGCUGCGGCGAGAUUCGGAGGACCUUCAGAGCCUGGCAGACGCAUUGCAGGCCAGCUGGCCGGCGCCGGUGUUGCCGGCGGUUUCUGCGGGAGUGGAGCUUGGGCCAGGCGCUCAUGUGGUCGUGGCCCCAGACACCUUCAUGGCCACGGCGACUGCGUUGUGGCCCUACCUGAUGCUCCGGCGCCCGCCCGGGCCGGAGGAGCUCCUCCUUUGCCACAGCCGCACGCCCAGCGAGCAGCUGCGGCUGCUGCUGCUGAGGUGGGCGCACGCCUCGGGCGGCUUCUUCUGCCUGCUGCUGCCCUGCACCGCGUCCUUCGCGGCGCAGCAGGCGGUGGUGCAAGCGGUGCACGAUGCCACUGAUCAGGCUGGGCCCCUGCCCACGCCUCGCUGCCCGCUGCUGUUGGUGGUCUCUGGUUCCCAGGCGGCACAGGCGCAGGUGGCCACUCAGCUCAUGGCGCAGCGGGCGGAGUUGCGGCCGCCCCUGGAGGCCUUCCCUAAGGAGGUGGCGUCACUCAUGCGAGCCGAGACCUCUGUGCACGUCGGGCCGCACUGCGGCUGUGGGAAGACUUUCUCUGUGCGGAUGGCCGCGGAGGAGGCCGGAGCCAAGUACUGCCCCCUGAAGCUCACGCGCGCCAUGAGUGCCGGGGAGUUGGCCCAAGAGUUGCGCGCGGAACUGGCGGAAGGGACGCCUGAAGGCGCCCUGCUGCACCUGGACCUCAGCGCCGGGCCGCUGCUCGACUCCGAGGCCUUCGCCGUGGCGCUCUUCGAGCUGCUGAUCCUGGGCCGCGUGGGCCGGCGGGCCCCGAAAAGCCCCGAAGGGCUCUUCACUUUGGAUGCCAAGCUGAAGGUUGCCAUCGAGCUGCCCGCGGGAGUGCAGGACCUGGAGGCGGCCACCUGGCGCUGCGCGCCGCUGCUGAGCUGGCUGCCCCUGGUGCGGUGCACUUCCCAGGCGGCCGCCUUCCAAGGGGCCGAAGCCAAGCUGCGGGCGGGCAUGGGCCUGGCCUUCGCCGCUGCCAGGCAUGACGGGGUCAAGGACUCCUCCAGCGCCAACGCGUACCAGCGCCUGCAGUACGUCUGCGGCGCUCUGGGUGUGCUGAAGCGCCUACAUGGCGCCUUCCCGCUGCACUACGAGGGGAUCUCUGAGGAACUUUCGGGGGAGACCUGCUACGAGCUGCUGGUGGAGGCGGCCAAGCUCCAGCUGCGACCGUCGCUGUGGAACUUGUGGGCCUUUGUAGACGUGCUCUACUGGCAGCUGAAGGAGGUGCACCACCCGGAGUCGGUGGCGAAUCAGGCGUGCUUGCCUGAGGGGGGCGCAGUGGAGAAGAAGUUGGAGGAGAUCCAACCCCAGGACUGCCCCAUCUUCAAAGGUGAGCUCAUUGCGUUUAUCCUCCGCACGGCCCGGGACUUCGCGACCCGCCAGACCCGGAACAACGAGGUGGAUCCUGAGACGGUGGUGGCUGCGGAUUUGGUGAGCUUCCACCAGGACCGCUUUUGCGGGCGAUGGCGCCUGCAGCCCUUCUCCAGUGACGGGUACCCUGUCUUUGCGCGCUACGACAAGUCGGAGAAAGGCUCCGGGCAGUUCUUCUUGUACUACCGCGCCGCGCAAAAGAUGUGGACCAUUGACGCGGAGCUCGACAAAGUCGCCCCAGCCUUUGCGUACACCAGGAAGAAGAGCUAUGCCCAGGGAUGGUGGCGCAUGGCCUCCUGGGUGCAGAACAAGCACAUGCAGGUGCGGAUGGCGGAGAGUGCGCUGGGCUACCAUGGCGAAGCUGUGGAAGUCAAUGGUGUGGACCAGCAGCUCACGGGCUCAGACGAGGAGUACCUGGUGGCCCUCAACGGAGUCUACCUGCGCCAGCCCAAGGAAGAGGAUGUGAACCACCGGCCCCACUACGUCCUGGAAAAGCCGCGGCGCCAUCUGUUCUGGGACCAAGAAAUGGACUGCUGGUGCUUCGCGCACAUCUGUCACUCCGACGAGGGCGUCUAUGCCAAGUCCUGCCAGAAGACCAUUCCAGGGAGUUACCUCACCAUGGGCAAGGAUGAGCAGGUGGUGCCGGCGCGUGUCACCUUCGUCACCGCCAAGGAGGAGGCCCAAGGGGCGGCCGCCGCCGCGGCCCGCGCUGAGCCGGAGGAUGGGGACUUCCCACUGCUGCGCUGGGAGGACAGCAGCCACGAUUGCAUGCUCUUCUCCAACAAGAAGCAUCAGGUCUGCUUCUUAUCCUCCCAGCCCAGCAGGCUACGCAUCUCCAUGCACCCGGGCCUGCUCCAGCUGCUGGAGAAGAACAACGUGUCAGUGGGUGAGUCCAUGGACGCCGUCACGGCGGAUCACACCAAGGUCUUAGGCUGUCUGACCGGCGUGGACCGCACCGCGGCGGAAGCCUCUCAGCUGCUGGAUGGGAAGUACUGCCUUACAGGUGAUGCUGUGCUCAAGAUGCUGGCCAUCUUUGUGCGUAUGCGAUGCGGUCUGCCGGUGAUUCUCAUGGGCGAGUGCGGGUGCGGGAAGACGGAGCUGGUGCGCUACCUCUGUGCCUGGCUCAAGGUCCCGCUGGUGACGCUCAACGUCCACGGGGGCACCACCGAGGCGGACAUGGACCAGGUCUUUCAGGAAGCCAGGGCCGUGGCGGAGACGGAGGAGGGCAGCGGUGGGCUGGUGGUGUUUCUGGACGAGGUGAAUACCUCGCAGCACGUGAACAUGCUCUGCGAGGCGGUCCUGGAACGAUCCUACCGCGGGCGCCCCUUGCCGGAGCAUGUGACAGUGCUGGCGGCGCUGAACCCUAGGAGGAAGAGGCCACAGACAGUGAUGACCACCGGCCUGGUCUACGGAGGCAGCGGCAGCGCUGAGGAGGAGAUGUCCAACUUGGUGUACCGAGUGCAUGCCGUCCCCGAGACGGUGAACGACUUCCUCUUCGACUUCGGAGCUUUGACAAAGAAAGCCGAGGAGAUGUAUGUGCGCUCCAUGGUGCACAACUGCUGGCCGGAGUCCUUCGACCGGGAGCAGUCGCUCAUCACCAGCAUCCUCUGCCUCUCGCAGGACUUCAUCCGAUGGCAGGAAGGAGAUCCCUCUGCAGUGUCCCUGCGCGAUGUGAAGCGGUGCCUUCGUGUGGCCAAGUGGAUGCAGGAGCGCUUCGCCCCGAAGAAGGGCAAUCAUCAGCCGCACGCGCCCUCGGUGGUUGUGGCGAUCGCCUUGGUGUACCACUACCGAAUUCCCUCCCGCGAGAGUCGCCACAAGCUCUGGGUGGACUUAGCGCGGCGCGGCCCUUGGCCCUCUGACAGUGGAGUGAUGAAGGGCCGGGGCUGGGCGCAGCUGGCCAAGAGCAAGGAGGAGAACGGCCUCACCGCUAUGGAGAAUCUGCUGCUGAGAGUGCAGGGGAAUGUGGCGAAGGAGUUCGAGGUUGAGAAGGACGUGGUCAUGAACGAAGCGCUGGCGGAGAAUGUCUUUGUGGGUCUGCUUUGCAUCAUGAAUCGGAUCCCGCUUUUCAUCGUUGGCAAGCCAGGUACAUCGAAGACCCUGUGCAUGCAAGUGCUGCUCAGCAACCUCCAGGGCAAGCAGUCCAAGUCGAAGGUCCUGCAGACGCUGCCGGCCCUGCGCAUCAUGCAGUACCAGUGCUCGCCUCUCUCGACAGCAGAUGGGAUUCAGCGUCAGUUCGACGCGGCCUCCCGCUUCGCCUCCAACGCCUUGGACGCGCAGGUGGUGCUUCUGCUGGAUGAAGUGGGCCUGGCGGAGUUUUCUCCGGACAUGCCUCUCAAAGUGCUGCACGGCAUGCUGGCCGACCCGGGCAUCGUGGCAGUAGUAGGGCUCUCGAAUUGGCGCCUGGACCCCGCCAAGAUGAACCGCUCCGUGUGCCUGGCGCGCCCGGACCCCGACAGCGCGGAGGUGGGCCGCACAGGUGCUGGGCUGCUGGCUGGCGCGAGCCUGGGAGACUCGCCGGGCUGGCUGACGACCCUCUCUGGAGCCUUCUGGGAUGUCUUCGCAGACCAAGGCGCGCGGGACUGGCUGGGCAUGCGGGACUACUACAGCUUCGUGCGCCACGUGCGCGACGGCUGCCUGGAGGCCAAGGUGGAGCAGCCCAGCGCCGAGAUUCUGGCCUUCGCCAUCCGCCGGAACUUUGGAGGGCAGCCUGCGCUCUUGGAGCGCAUGCUGCAGGCGAUGCUGCCCACAGGACGGCGCAAAGACAAGCUGGCUUGGCCCAUGCCCGAGCUCCUUUCCACCAGCUUGGCGGACAGGAAGGCGAGGCAUCUGCUGCUGGCCAGUCAGGGCUCUUCGUUGCCCUGGCUGCAGGCGGCGGCGGUGAUGCCGUCGGCGGAGAUUCUGCUGGGCAGCGACUUCCCGGAGGAUGCCUCUGAGGCCUACGCCAUCCGUCAGCUCAUGCGUGUGCGGGACGCCAUGGCUAAGGGGCGCUCGCUGGUGCUAUGCGGCAUGGACGUGAUCUACGAAGCCCUGUACGAUGUGCUGAACCAGCGCUACGUGCGGCGGCGGACAGAGGAGGGCCAGAUGGAGCUGAUGCUGCGCCUGGCCAUCGGCGCGCGGAGUCAGCUCUGCCCCGUGGCGGAGACCUUUAAGCUCCUGGUGCUGGUGGACCAGGAGCAGGCCUUCAAGCAGCUGGACGUGCCGUUUCUGAACCGCUUCGAGAAGCAGCUCCUGGUGCCGCAAGAGCUGCUCAGCCCCCAGAGGUGCCCGCUGUUGCAGGAGCUUCAGUCCUGGGCGGCGCAGUGCAGCGCCGAGGCGGGCUGCGAGCUCCUAGCGGGCGGGGUGUCGUUGCAGAGCUUGGCGUCGCUGCUGCUGGCGCGGCCUGAGGCACAGCUCGAGGAGCUGCAGCGCUGCGUCUUUGAGAUGGCGUUGCCGUUGCCCGUGUUCCGCUCUAACUUGCUGCAGAAGCUGCAGCAUCACGAGGAGGAGUACUUCAAGGUCCGCGGCAGCCUGGCCAGCGCCAUGCAGCACGUGGUGUCGAAGGCAUCCAGCGACAGGGUGCUGUGUGAGCUGGCGACGAGCUCCCCCAUGGCGCACAUGCCGCCCUUGCAGCAGCUGGCAUCCGUGGGAGGCACCGAGAUCAUCCCCGUGUCGCAGCUCUCGGGGUCGCAGCAGUUGGAGGAUAUCUUGGACAAGUUUUUCAGCUUCGAGUCCUCUUCUCAGAGGAACUUGGUGCUCCAGCUGGACGCGCUCAGCGGGGCUUCCAGGCUAGCGCUGACCAAGCACUGCUGCACAGAAGCGCGCAACAGGGCGCGCACGAGCAACGCCCACAUCUUUUUGAUCCAGCACCGUGCCGGCUGGGUCUCGGAGAAGGAGGGUUACACUUGGCAGCCGCAGAUGGGCUGGGAGUCGAUCUUCGUGGACGACUUGCAAGGCUCCGGAGGGGCGCCGGAGGGCCAGCUCAUGGGCCAAUCCUUGAAGGAGUUUCUACAGCUCUCGGUGCACGAGCUACAGCAGAAGCAGCGCAUACCUUCGCUGGCACAGACGCUGCUGGCGCGGGGCACCACGUGCCUGGCGCGCUGCGUGCCGCCGUCCCUGGGCCUGGCCCAGGUGGCGGAGCGCGUGCGCGCGGUGCGCCAGGCGCUGCAGGACUUGCCCGGCUUCGUGGAGGCGGUGGAGUCUUUGGCUAUGCUGGUGCUGAUGCAGUGGAGACCAGAGCAGAACGGCCUCCAUUUGCACCUGAAGCUGGCGAUGCAGGAGAUGCGCUUCGGAAGCCUGCGGAAGUCGGUGUGGCUGUCCAUUGAGCGGCUGCAGCUGUCAGCGCUCACGCACGCGCUGCGCUGGCUGGACACGGACUUCAACCUCCGCCACGUCUUGCACCCCAGCAGCGCCUGCUGCCGCCUCUGGCUGCAGCUGGCGCCCCGGAACCCCGCGGACCCCGCGGCGGCGGCGAACGCGGCGCCGCAGGUGAUUGCUGCAGCGCUGAAGCCGGGGGCUGCGUUGCAAGGCCCGGCGCCGGUGGCGAACCACGGGCGCGGCGGCCCGCUGCGCUGCCGCUGCCCCUUCUCCGCGCGGCUCCUCUCCGGGUGUGCUGGGGUCACCAGCGGCUUGGAAGACCGCGACCCCGGGCGUCUGAGGAGCCUUUGCGCCAGGAUGAUCGGCGACGGCGCCUUGGAGGCUUUUCAAGCGCUGGAGGCGGCCGACCCAGGUGCUCUGCUGCACGACGCCGUGGCGAUGUGGGCGCCUUUGUUCCCUCAUCUGGACUUCGAGGUGGUUCUGAAGGUCUACACUUUGGCCGUGAACCAGGAGAUGGAGCUACCCGUGAAGUCACCGCUGGAGCUGGUGGUGGGCUUUCAGGCCUGCAGUGGACUGGCGCAGGCCAUUUGCUCGCUGCUGUCCCUGGUCGAGGCAGCCUUCGGGGACGGCGAGCAGAAUGCCGCCUCGCUUCGUCUGGUGGAGGGCCUCACCUCCGCCGGCGGAGGCCUCGCGGCGGCGGUGGCGGAGGCGCUGGGGGCGCUGGACGCGGACGACGACUUCGUGGAGCGCGCCCGGCCCCAUGUGCAGAUGCUACUCUUCACCGCCGCGGCAAAGUCCGAUGCGUUGCAGAUGGCGCCCAGCUGGUGGCGCCUCCGUGUGAAGCUGCACUUCCGUGCGGCCCUGCGGUGCCGGCAGCUACCACAGGAGGACGUGGUGCCGGAGCUACAGCCCGGAGACCUGCUCACGCAGGACUUCUGGCGCGGUGCCCUCGCGAAGCUGCGGACCUUUGCCUCAUCGGAGCGCUCGGAGGAAGCACAAGUGGAAGAGGUCUGUGCAGAGGCGCUGUGCCGUGGGCUCACGGUGCUGGAGGACUUGUUGCCGCUGAAAGGCCAGUGUGCGGAUCUGGCGCAGGCAGUAUGGUCGCUGGUGAUGCAACCCGAUAGCCCCGCUUCCGCUUUCGGGCUGACCAGGAGGUUGCCCGGUCCGCUGGCGAAGGGUUUGCUGCGGUGGCUCCACAUGGAGCCCGUGAAGAAGGUGCUUCCACGGAAGCCCAUGGAGCCCAAAACCGUGCAGCUGCUGCUUGGCUUCCUGGAGGACGUGACGGAGCCGGAGCCAUGCAGCGAGGAAGACCUGCGCUUGGUGCAGACCACCAAGUGCACUCCGCAGCUCUUGGCUGCGGCGGCGCGCCUGCGAAGGGCGCUGUGCGAGUACGCGCGCAGCCUGGCGGGCGCCGCAGAGCCCCCGCCGCUGCCGAAGGUUCUGUCGGACCUGCUGCGGCUACGCUCGCCGGCGCUCUUCGCGGCCAAGGUGUUGCGGCGCCUGGGGGGAGAUCAGGAGCUGUGCCGGCUGGCCGGCCUGCGGCUUCGCUUGAAAGGAGGCCUGGACUGGUUCCCCCUGGACGGCGCGCGGCUGCCGCGCCUCAGCGACGACCUGCCGGACCCCUUCGUACCUUGCGCGUUUCAAUGCAUCGAGCACAAGGAGAAGAAGAAGAUGUUCCAAUGGUUCCUCAACGUGUGCAGCGCGGCCGGUGUCUUGGCCAGCUCGGCCAAGCCCGAUGCGGCAUCCUUCGAUAAGGCGGUGAAACAGGCCUCGGCUGGGCUUUUCCCGCGGGCGGGGGCGGUGGUGGCGUGCGUGGCCUCAAGAGUGCUGAUGAACCGCCAGGUGGCGUCCCAGGAGGGCCUCUCCGAGUUGGGCACCUGGUUGGAGCAGCGCCUGGAGGCCGCGAACGCUGUGCGGAAGAGGGCCAAAGUGCUCCUCAUGCAGCGCAUGUGCUCGAGCCUUUUGCCGCACCUUGAGGAGCUCGGCGAGGAAGGUGAGGACGCCCCACCCAGGAGAUUUCUGGAGCAGCUGGCGCUGCUACUCUGCGUGCUGGCCAUAGACUCCAACGGCACCAGCGCCAGCUGGUUGGAGCUGGCGCUGAUGGCGCCCAACGACGCGCAGCGAACCUUUUGGCCCACCAUGCCAGACAGCGAGGAGGCGGCGGUUUUGGGCGCCAUGGGCUUUGUGGGCUGGUACACUUGCCGGAACGGGCACCCCUACUCCGUGGGCGAGUGCACGCGGCCAAUGCAGCAGGGUGUCUGCCCGGUCGCCGGGUGCGGCGCUCGCAUUGGCGGGGAGCAUCACGUGAAUGUGCAAGGCGUGAAGACUGUGAAGCAGGAGUCCCUCAUCAAAAAGGCGACGCCGGGCUACAUCGCCGCCACCAGCGAUUUGAUAGACCAAACCAUCCUGAACCAGUUCAACCGUCAGCUGAACAUGCGCGGCCUGCAGUCUCUGCGCCUGCUGGUUCAUGUGACUUUGUGGGCGAGCCUCAGCAGCGAGGGCGCCUCGAGGGUGGCGGAGGCGGCGCAGCCGGGGUGCCGCGGAGAUGUGAGGAGCGCGGCGGCUCAUUUGCAUUCCCAGAUCGUCGAGGAGUGGAAAGAUCUGCGGCGCCGCACCCGGCUCCCAGGGCGGGAGCUUGGGGCUUGGCUCCACCUCUCGGUGCUGCGCUGCACCAAAUUCGCCGCAAGCAGAUUGUCCACCGAAGAAGAGCGCUUGAAGUUUGAGGCGGACUUUCAGAUCGCUGGCGAGCAAGCCGUGCUCACCGCCCUCACUGGCGAGGACCGGAAACAGAUGGAUGUGGGCACCGACUACACAGCCGCAGCUGCCGCGGGCUUCGGGGAUGACUGGAAGGAGCUUUGCGAUCGAUGGGAGCCUUCGGUCUACGACACAAUGGAGACCGCGCUCCCGGCGGCCCUUUGGCAUGGCCGAGCCUGUGUCACGCUGGAGGAGUUCGAGGAGAGCUUUUUGUCCAGGCUGGAGAAUCGAAGGGCGCACCCUGUGCUCGCGGUGGUCUUGAAGCAGAGGAGGCGCCUCGGGGCGCUGCCGGCGCUGCCUGCGCUUCUGGCCUGGCACGCGGUACUCUUCGAGGCCUUCGAGGAUUAUGCCUUGACGAGAGAGGAUGCUCGACAACUCACGCACCGCGAGGCCAUCGAGAGGCUGCCAGAGCACCGUCGGCCGGAGGCCACGAAACGGCUGCAGAGCUUCUGCGAACACUUUAAUCGGGCCUUCCCCUUGGUGGAGCGCCUCUUCGAGUGCGAGGCCAACCCCUUCCUGGUGAAGGGGGAAGUGAACCUCCCAGGGGCCAUGACGCCAGAUACGCCCGUGAUCUUUUCGCUGCCUUAUGUGGCGCAAGCUGGGGAGACGGAGGCGCCCUCCCUGUGCACCGUGCAGCUGGCGAAUGUGCUGCAGACGGCGCAGAACGACUUGGUGGAGGCCUUGGACCCGGGAGACCGGACAGUGCCACUCUCCUCGAGCACAGCGCCCAAGGCCUGCAGCGCCUUGUUGGCGUCUCUGGACCUGCAGGCAGACCUGCUGCCGCUGCUGCAUCAGUACCGGGAUGACUUGAGCAAUGGCUUGGACUACGACUUGGCCGGCCUCGAGGAGGCCUUGGCUCGGCGCCUGCGGGGAGCCGUGCGCAUCCAGGUGCAGCUGCGGCACUUCCGCUUCGGCGGGGAGCUGAAGGACUCCGGGCGCUUGGCGAUCCUGCGGCAGAAGCUGCCGCAGGAGCCGCUGCCCUUUGGCAUGGCGGAGGAGCUGCAGCGGGAGCUGCAGCGCAGCGAGUCUUUGGAGGCGGCGCGGCAGCUGCGGGCGCUGCUGGAGGACUGCAUCCACCUUUGUCUCUCCUUGGGCUCUUUUGGAUCGGCCGGGAAAGCUGCGGUCCAGGCGCAGACGCCCUUGGCGGAGCUGCUGGGCGCCUCCGGGCAGGCGGAGGCGCUCCCGGCGGCGCUGCGCUCGGCGAAGCUCUGCCACCUGCAGGACCUGUAUAUGGAGCUGGUGCGGUCCAACGAUGCGGGGGAUGCCCUGGCUGGCGUAGCCUUGGCAUACCAGGAGCCCUUGGAAGACGAGCUGCUGGCUGAGCUCCAGAAGUCGGCAGAGGAGCUGGCAGAGUGGCUGCCGGUGCUGCACGAUCUGCUGGCAGAGCAGUUGGUGGUAGACAGAUUCCCGCCAGGCAGCUCCCUGAAAGAGUUCCUCGGCUUUGCAGCAGGCGAGGAUCCCCCCGAGUGCUUCCCCGAGCAGCUGGAGCUGCGGCAUGCGCUGGCGGUGCACCGGGCCCUCGAGAGGGCACAGUCCUGA
Molecule: messenger RNA, 11820 nt
Organism: Effrenium voratum
Lineage: Eukaryota; Dinophyceae; Suessiales; Symbiodiniaceae
Source: the annotation of a GenBank genome assembly